ACUAAAAGCCACAUAGUUAGAAUUUAACUUCUGUUAAAUCUGUUAACUUCUUAUAAUCUAAGCACAGAAAACCUGUAUCUCAUCUGACAGACUUGACAAGGGCUCUCAGAGCAGGCAGGGUUUCAAGGGGAAAUGGCUGGUUUCCUCUCAGACCUGGUUCAGUACCGGAAGCUAUUUCUAAUGAUUAUGGUGCUAGGAAUUGGUGGAACCCACCUAUCUGGUUUUCAAAUGUCUGUGAUCAAUUAUGCUUCUCCGUACAUUCAGAAGUUUAUCAACGAAACCUGGCUGGAGCGAUACGGUUCUGUGCUGCAUCAGGAGACACUCACAUUAUUGUGGUCCUUCAUUGUGUCUAUGUACUGUGUAGGUGGAAUGAUAGGGUGUCUGUGUAGUGGGUACCUGACUGCAAAAUAUGGAAAGAAGAAAUGUCUGCUGUUCAACGAUGUGGUCCUAAUAGUAGCCACGCUGCACACUGGCUUCAGUAGGAGAGCCAAAUCCUUUGAGAUGAUCCUGAUUGGGCGCUUCCUUGAGGGCAUCGGUGCUGGAAUACAUAUGAAUGCCCAUGUUCAGUAUGCUGGAGAAAUAUCACCUAAGAAGUUGCGUGGAUUUGUAAACGUGACCUCCUCUGUGUUCCUUGCACUGGGAAAAACUGUAGCAAGGAUUCUUGGAUUACGAGAUCUUUUAGGAACUGAAGACACAUGGAAUGUGCUAUUGUCCUUCUCUGGGUUUGUCGCAUUGAUUCAACUGCUCUUUUUGCCAUUCUUUCCUGAGUCCCCUCCCUAUCUCUUGCUGCAAAAAGGAGACAAGGCUGGCUGCUUGAAAGCCAUGAAGCAGGUCUGGGGAGAAGGGAAUUAUCACACAGAUUUUGAUGACAUGAUGAAGGAAAAGACUGUAACAAAAGGCACUAAAAUCAUGAAUGUCCUAGAGGUGCUGAAGGAACCAUCGGUAUAUCCACAGCUGAGUACCAUGCUCCUCCUUUUACUGAGUCUACAGCUCUGUGGCCUGAGCGCAAUCACCUUUUACACCUCGGAAAUUUUUCAGACAGCCAGCCUGCAGGAAAGCAUAAUCCCAUAUGUAUCUCUAGGAGUUGCAAUCUCCGAGCUCAUCUCUAUCAUCUUGUGUAGCUCCAUUAUCGAUCGUUUUGGACGCAGGAUACUCCUGUGGGGUGGUUAUUUGCUGAUGGCACUGAUACUGGUGUUGCUUGAAACAAGCCUUCUACUGAGCGAUCAGUUCCUCUGGAUGCGUUACUGCAGUGUUAUUCUCAUUUUUUUAUUCAUCAUUGCCUAUGGAAUAGGACCAGCUGGAGCUGUCGCAUCUGUCAUGAAUGAAAUAUUCACCCUCUCGACACGGUCCUCCGCAUUCGUAAUUGGUGGAAUCGUCAUUUGGCUAGGCCUCACUUUCACUGGAAUGAUUUUCCCCUUUGCUGUUAUGCUUCUUGGUCCUUUUUGCUUCCUCAUCUUUACUGCUGUCCUGAUCAUUUCAGCGGUUCUCAUCUACCUGUUCCUCCCAGAAACAAAAGGGAAGUCAACCUCUGAAAUCACAGAGGAAUUCAAAACACACCAAUAUAAGAAGAAGUGUCAUCUGACUGUGGAGAAGAAUGCUACCAAAGAAAAGACAUUCUGCACCAAGCUCUGAUAGGCCACCAUAAGCAACUUCCACUGACAAAAAGCCCUGUCUCAAAAUCAAACUGAAAGCUAAACCUUAAUAUGUACUUUUCACAGUAAAAUGUAAUCCAAAAAGUAAUCCACAGAUAGCCUGUCAUUAAUCCAAGUACUCCUAUUUUAUAUUCAUCUUUGGUUUUCAUGGUGAGAGACAAAGGCUCCUUCCUAGAACAGCUCUGUAGCAGCAAGACAUUAGUAACUACAGACACUUUUCAUAACUGGCAAAUGGAAAACAUUUUCAGGCAUAAAACAUCAAUUACAUUUCAAGUCUUCCUCCUUUGCUAUAAUUUUAAGGAAGCAGGAUUUGUCCUCAUGUUUGCUACUUUGUAAGAAAGCUCUGCUCAGGAUUGAAAGCAGGAUGAAGAGAGGAUGAAACAUAAACAUAGUUCUUGCAAACAAUUUUCACGUCAUCACUUUGUGAUAUCACACUGUAAAGGACUUAGUAUUGAUCAUUAACACUGCACAUGAACAGAUACUCAAUUUUGUUCUAUUUUCUUGAGCUGACAUCAAGUAACUGUAUGUCCUGAUUGUCUCUAUAAUGACUGUCAGGGAUCAGCCCCCAUCCCUGGGCAAUUAGUACAGAAGAACUCUCACCUGCAUCCACUGGAGCAAACUGAAUGCACCCUCCGUACAUAUCAGUUGUAGAAAAAUCUGGAGCAAGUUUUUGUAGUGUAAGCAAUGCUCUCAGCCUUAUUCUGAGUACCUCAUGGGUGGCACAAGGGUUAAUAAGCAUACAGGCAGUGCUGAGAGCUAGAGGGCCAGAGCCUUGGAGUGAGACUUUGAGAAAGUACUGAGAGAGGAGACACUUUGACAAUCCAGCCCAUUUUAUAGAUAAUUAACUGCUCCAAAAAAAUGCAGAAGCUGUGAUAGCAAACAUCUGCUAGGUAUGUACUGGCCUAGGACACAUUACACUCUUACUAGUGCAGAUCAGCAUACAGUACUACACUUUAUCGCUGCUAUGCUCCACAGCACCCAUGUACUGCUGCUAUUCAAGAGUUGUUAAUCCUCCUGAACACUGCAACGUGUAAUUACUUCCCUCCCCAAAUUCUUUUACCUUUGUAUAGGACAGUCCAUUAUUAUUUUCUGUCACAGUUACAAAUGGUAUACCACGCCUCCUCUUUAGUAGGACCAUAAGUCCUGUGCUUCUGCAAUUUAACCAUUCACAUCAUUGACUAUGAUUGUGCUGGAGCACACUCAACAGUGUUGAGUUUUGGGGAGUUUUCUAUUUAAAAAUGUCAAAUCAUGUGCUUGCUACUUCUAAAGGAAUAGCCACAGAAGAAGUUCUGAUAUUAAAGUGCCGGUGUGUGUUCCAGCAACUGAAACCUGGGUUAGAUUUUAUAUUUGAUCUUGUUCAACUCCCUGUAUCUGAACAGGGAGCACUCAUGUUACAAAAUGUUCCCAUUCAGAGCGACCUCUCCUGUUGAGUCAUUGAAAUAUUUAACCAUCCAUUCUAAGUGCUGUCCAAUUGCUGCAAAAAACAUCAGUCAACAGAAAUCAUACAAAGUAAACGUUAACCUGAGUCUGAGUCAGAUGAUUACUUAAGCAGAAGGUGCAGAAAAGGCAUGACAGAAGACACUUCCUCAAUCUAACAGAGUUCUGUUGGCCUGGGAUCAGCCAUGCUUUUGAUAUAAGAUGAAAAAACUCCUUUCAGAAUUGCUAUGAAGAAACUGUGGGGUGAGUGGGAGCACCAGGCGAAAGUGGACGAUCUGCAAAACCAAAAGGCAGCAGUGGAAAACAACAAAAUCCUGAGUGUGAUGGAAGACCAAACUCUGCACUGGAAAGCGGUGCAUUUUGAUUGUUGAGAUCAUAGCUGCAAUUUUCUGGCACUAAUGCAGUUGGGUAUCUUCCCCUCUCCACUCACUAAAACAACUCAUAAGCAUCCAUAAUUCUGCAGUUUAAGUUUGCAGACACUAUAAAAGAAGUUGUGUCUGGGUGGGAGUCAAGCUGUCAGGAGAUUUACUCCUGGCCAUCAACUGGCUGCUGAUUUGGCUUUGGAUAGUUUUGCCCAUCCAUCUACCACUCUUUAUCUGGAAACCUGUCAUUUGCUAUCUGUCUACGGAACAGAGAAAGAGAGAGCUUCACUGAGCUGGCAAAGUGCUAUAUAAAUACACUGUGUUAUUUAAGAAGUUUUGAAUUAUGGACAUGUAUUCUGCAAUAAUGCUGGGGGCAGACUGGCUUGUGUAUUUUAAUCUGCCCACACAGCUCCUGUGCCCCCAUACCUCAUUGAUUCCAAAAAGGCUAACAAGGUGCUGUUGUCAUCCAGGAUGAAAUCUUCUGCUUCUUUUUGCCACCAUGCCCGCUUCCCCCAUGCCCUCUGUGGCAGUGCUUCUAUACAGCUUGAAGCUUCCCUUAACAAUGUUGUAAAGGGGAAUGUCUAAUGCCUGAGUUGCCUAUUUGAAAAUAAUGGCAUAAGACCAAACGGAACACAAAUAUAACGUUUAUCUUCUUCCAUGCUGUUCUUUACCCAGUUUGCACAGAUUUCACAAUGUGGUGCAAUUGCAAGUGGUAGUACUACUGAACUGCGCUGAAGGGACAUUAAAGCCAUGCAGUAGCUAACUAAAUAGACAUAUGGAAAAUACAUGUUAGGAUCAGUGUUCACUACUGGCACAGUACCAGAUCAAUAGUGUAUUCUGCUGUGGUAACUUCCACUUUCGUUUGUCAGUUCCUUCUCUCUGAUUUUACUCUCCUCUUUCUCUUUUUCAUAUCUUAUUUUCAGAAGCCUCAACCUUUCUGCAUAUACAGAAGAGAGAAUUUUCUGUUGUAAUCUUGGGCACUGUAACGUUGGCUUUCCUAGUCCUUUUGCAGGAACUGGUCUCAAAAGAAGAACAGCUAGAAUGUUGCAGAGGGACUGUUCAUCCCUGUCACACAACACCAUGUCAGGUUUAACAGCAUGAGCUUUGGAUCCCUCUGUCCAUCUCUUAUGAAGUCCAGCUAUGCUUGCUCUGAUAUAGCUCCAGUGUCUCCUGCAAGAAGUCAGUCAUUCGCAGGUAGUCUUGCUGGGCACCUUCACUACUUCAUGGCUUAAAGAACCUUUCCAUCUCAAGCGUUCAUCCUCCCAGGCUCCACAAAUCCAACGUGUCCCACCUUAGGAGGCCUGUUCUCCCAAAUGCUUACUAUUGUUGCAUCUCUUGCGGUUACUGAUAAACCAGACAGUACAUGAUUAACCUGCCAAAAUUAAUGUUUGCGUGUUGUUUUAACCCCAUGAGAUGCCAAGGCCUCUUUUUCUCAUACUUCUGCAAGCAACAUCUCUAAUUAUUUUGACUACUCACCCUGCCUAUCUUUUACCCAAAAGGACAGAUAAAACAAGUAAGCUAGGCUUUUUUCUUUUAGCUUUCUCAUCUUUGUGCUACUGCUUCAGUGCCAUUGCUGUGACUAACACCCUCAAGAAGUCGUUGGAAAUUUAGGUGCCAUCCAUCCUUACUUAUUUCAGUACAGGCCCAUGCAUCAGUGCCAAAACCACUGUUAGGAGGCUGCAGCUGGCAUCCAACAGAACUGAAUACAAGCCGUGGCAUCACCAUUAGUGUGACAGGGUUAUGCUUGCAUCUGUUUAAAGGAAGUUAUGGUCUGUAAAUAUUACGGCUUCAGUAGUUGUUGCUGCUGUUGUCAGGAGGGCCACUAAAACUGGCUAGAAGGCAGAGAGCACAGUCUCUUCGAGCUACUGCCUGCUAGAGCCUUCUCAUCCCAUAUUUUCGUCUCUUUUUCUUAGGCCUGCCUGGACAUGGUGGGGCUAGAAUAGCUCUACCAACAAUGAAAAGAGAAAGGAAGAAGCUUCAUUUGAAUUCCCUCAUCUUCCUCAGGAAAUUCACCUGUCAUUAACACCUCUAUUUUCACUUCUGUAGGUCCAACACUAAAUGAUGAUGAUAAGUGUAUCACUUGUUUUUCUGGACCACAGCUGACUUGCAUCAGAUGAUGACUAGGACUGAAAACUAAAAUGAUAGUGGUUUAUUUCUGUUAAAAGCAUGCAAAAAGCUUUUUAAAAGACACUUUCUAUUUCUAACCCAUUCUUGAAAAGAAGUAUUUUCUCAACAAUCAGCAAAAAGGACAGCUCAUUGGGGGAAAUGUACCCCAUUUGCUUGCUUACCAGUCCUGACAUUAAAGGUGAUAUCGCACAUGCAAUUUA
Molecule: messenger RNA, 5778 nt
Organism: Phalacrocorax carbo (great cormorant)
Lineage: Eukaryota; Metazoa; Chordata; Aves; Suliformes; Phalacrocoracidae
Source: RefSeq, a predicted model, not a curated record